AGAAUCCUCAUCUCCAUGGCAACGGCAACAACACGUUGUAUGCUAACUCCAGAAGCGUGCUAGCUCAGCUCAGCUAACAUCAAACCAGCAAACCAGCAGCUUUUCUUUAAUGUUUACUGGCUGAAUAUUAACUUAAUGACGGACAGCUGGAACACAGAUACCGGAGAAGCUGUGUAUCGGUCCCGGGAUGCCGUUAAAAACCUCAGAAUACGGGUGCGGAUAGAGAGGGUGACCACCACAGCAGCCCUCUCCAAGCACCUCGAGGAGCAAGUUCUGUCCCAGCAAGACAGAGGAGCCAUUGAACUGGAAACCCUCAGCCCACAAGGCCAGCCAGGUGAUAAUGAGGAGGAGCUGGAGGUGGGCUGGCAGGAGAAACUCUUCAGUCAGUAUGAGAUGGAGCUGUUCCAGAACGAGGCAGCAUGUCAGACCCCUCUGGACCGUCAGUACCACACUGAUGUCAAGGCCCUGAACAAAGCCAAGGGCCGACGUAAUCACAGGAUCUUCACGUACACUGAUCAUGACCGCUACACCAGCUGUCUUCCACUCCAACAACUGCACUCCACUGACUUAUUGAACACAACCAAAUCCAGCCCCACAUUCCUGGCUGAAAGGAUGGCCAGCGUGAGACAUCGACGGCAGGACAGACGCACCAUGGAUAGUACUAUUCCGAAGACAAAGAUCGUCAACUGGGAGCCCACAGAGGAGUUUGUGAAAUGCAGUCAUGUGGUGUAUAAUGCCAUGCAGACCUUGCACAUCAUGGGAGACCUGGCACCCCCUGGAAGACUGGGCCAGAAAGAGAAUGAAUAUUUGCUGGUAACCAUAAAAUCAGACGGCAGUGGAACCGUCGUCGUAAAACCUGACUUCAACAAAGGCAAAGAGCCGUACAGGAUUGUUACAGCGGGGGAGAAGAAAGAAGUGUGGCGUCUCACCGUGGAGAACGUGUGCACGGCCAUGCAGCCAGAGGAGAAGGAGAGGGAGCAGAACAUGUACAAAGACCUGUACGUACGGCACAAAGAGUACCUCAACAGCCUCGUUGGACAGGACUUUGAAAUGCCUCCUUUAGGUAUUCUGCGUUACCUGAUGAAUGGAGAGAUAGUCUCAGCCAAAGGCUUCGAAUAUGAUAACUUAUACAUCCACUUCUUCAUGGAGCUGCCCAACAAUUGGUCCAGCCUGCCGUUUCAGCCUCUCUCAGGGGUUACGCAGACCUGCCGGGCCAAAACAUCGGGGAAGGAAAACAUGGCUUUCUUCAGUUACCCCUUCAGCUUCGAGGCUUUCUACAUGAGUGAAAAAGAGAGCGAGGAGUCCAUUCUGCAGUGGCCAGUGAUCUACUUCAAGGUUCUUUCUCUGGACUCCUGGCAGCGCUAUCGAACUGAAGGCUAUGGAUAUCUGCUGUUUCCUGCCAUCCCUGGUGAACACACAAUAACAUGCCACACGUGGAGACCCCUUCAGACGGGGCCAGUUUCUGCACUGAGGCGCUUCUUUAUCGGAGGUUCUCCGGAGCUUGAAGACCACAGCUACGUCCGAAUACCAGGGACCUUCAAGGGAGAGAGGCUCAGUCGCUUUGGCUUUUGCACUGAAACCACCGGAAGUGUCACCUUUAAUCUGCACUGCAUCCAGCAAGCCAGGGCCUUCGUUGAUUCCACCAUGUUGAAGAAGAGGAGGCAGAAAGUGUUUGACCAGCUGGGAGGAUUCAGUCAGCAAGGAGCUGUUUGCACCAUCCUGGAGGCCUUCCAGAGGGCCAGGAAAAAGAUGCAAGAGGCCCGAGAAAGUCUCCCCCAAAACCUCGUCAACACCGCCUCCCAACUCAAGGCCGAAUCCACGGCGUAGGUGUGCAAAUGCCCCAACAUUACCAGCAACAUUUACUGUGUUUUGCUGAGAGGACUAUGAUGAACUGUCAGAGAGACGCUAUUUAUUCUUUGUAAAGAAAGCUAACAUGUUGGAAGGGGUAAUAACUGAGGUAAAUUUGUGGUAAUGAAUGAGGAGCAAAGCCAAUAUGCCUACUAAGUAUGGUAUCAGCAUGCAUUGACUUCUUUGUACUGUCACUGUUUGUCUCAGAUUUGAGUAAAUAGUCUCUUUUUCAGAGUUAAAGGUUUAACACUAAGACGUAACAGAAAAUAAAAUACUUUUUUAGAUCUGGAUUGUAUAUUUUCCUUUGGUUAUUUCAAACAUUAGAAUCAUAUUUGCUGUAAUAUAAACUUUUUAUAUGAACUAUAA
Messenger RNA from Sebastes umbrosus (honeycomb rockfish), 2214 nucleotides. RefSeq names its product MKS transition zone complex subunit 1 (gene mks1). Gene Ontology annotation, biological process: cilium assembly. The record is from RefSeq and is a predicted model, not a curated record. The transcript is spliced from 18 exons. Bases 136 to 1827 code for a protein of 563 amino acids. Lineage: Eukaryota; Metazoa; Chordata; Actinopteri; Perciformes; Sebastidae. Gene Ontology annotation, cellular component: MKS complex.